Messenger RNA from Lobosporangium transversale, 1445 nucleotides. RefSeq names its product chorismate synthase. Gene Ontology annotation, cellular component: cytosol. Gene Ontology annotation, biological process: chorismate biosynthetic process; aromatic amino acid biosynthetic process. The transcript has 5 exons. The coding region runs from base 55 to 1311 and encodes 418 amino acids. The record is from RefSeq and is a predicted model, not a curated record. Lineage: Eukaryota; Fungi; Mortierellomycota; Mortierellomycetes; Mortierellales; Mortierellaceae. Gene Ontology annotation, molecular function: chorismate synthase activity; FMN binding.
CAUUCAUUGUUGAAAUCUCUUUUCAUUCUUUCUUUUCAAAGGAAAAAAUUAACAAUGUCAACUUUUGGAACCCACUUCCGUGUUACAACCUUUGGAGAGUCACACUGUAAAGGCGUUGGUUGUAUCAUCGAUGGAUGUCCACCUGGACUUGCCUUGACUGAGGAUGAUAUCCAGCCUCAACUAACUCGCCGACGCCCUGGACAAAGCAAUCUCACCACUCCUCGUGAUGAGAAGGAUAGGGUAACGAUUUUGUCUGGUACAGAAUUUGGACACACAUUGGGAACACCGAUUGGAUUGACAGUCCCGAAUCAGGAUCAGCGUCCUCAUGAUUACACUGAGACGGAUCUGUACCCUCGUCCUUCUCACGCUGAUUGGACCUAUUUGCUCAAAUAUGGAUUGAAGGCCUCAUCCGGUGGUGGACGUGCUAGUGCUCGCGAGACAAUUGGUCGCGUGGCUGCUGGAGCGGUUGCGGAAAAGUUCUUAAAGGAAGCAUUUGGUACUGAGAUUGUGGCAUUCGUGUCAUCAGUCGGUAAGAUCGCCAUGCCCUUUAUUGAGGAACAAAACGAGAACGGAGUUCCUUCUGAACAAUUUGUAGAGAUGUUGAACACAAUAACUCGAGAGCAAAUCGAUCAGGAAGCUACUCGAUGCCCCGAUAAGGAAGUUUCCAAGAAGAUGACUCAGCGCAUCAUUGAAGCCAAGGAGGCAAAUGACUCGAUCGGAGGAACCGUCACCUGUGUGAUCCGUAAUGUGCCCACAGGACUUGGAGAGCCAUGCUUUGAUAAAUUGGAGGCCAAGCUUGCUCAUGCAAUGUUAUCGAUCCCAGCUACAAAGGCCUUUGAAAUUGGCUCAGGAUUUGGAGGCACACAGGUACCGGGACAUUUGCAUAAUGACGCAUGGGUCCAAAAGGUCAGUCGUAAGGGCCAAAAGAUCUUGGGAACCAAGACUAAUUUCUCGGGAGGGAUCCAAGGAGGAAUCUCGAAUGGUGAAAAUAUCUAUUUCAGAAUCGGUUUCAAAUCUCCUGCAACCAUCAGCCAAGAACAAAAGACAACGAGUUACAAUGGUGUGGAUGGUGUCUUGGCAACACGUGGUCGCCAUGAUCCCUGCGUGGUUCCACGUGCCACACCCAUCGUUGAGGCCAUGGCAGCUUUGGUGAUUAUGGACGCCACUAUGGCACAAUUGGCAAGGCAGAGCGCAGCCUCAUUGUUGCCACCUAUGCCCGAUACUCCUCUUCGCCCUGCACCAUUUGUCAUGGCUGUCCCUGGUGGCCAGGCCAUCAAAGUUGAUGAAGCUGCUAAGCCCAAGACGGAGUAAGGCAACAUAUGGAACGGAAUACCAUCUUUCAGAAAAAAAAACCUAUUCUAAUAGUUUUUUUUGUUAUUACUCAUACAAACAACGUGUCAUCAUGCAAUACAUCAAUAAAUGUGUACAUCCUAUUCAUACUUGAG